Molecule: messenger RNA, 1806 nt
Organism: Budorcas taxicolor (takin)
Lineage: Eukaryota; Metazoa; Chordata; Mammalia; Artiodactyla; Bovidae
Gene: KBTBD8
Product: kelch repeat and BTB domain containing 8
Exons: 4
Coding region: 1-1806 (601 amino acids)
Biological process (GO): neural crest cell development
Molecular function (GO): protein binding
Source: RefSeq, a predicted model, not a curated record
AUGGCCGCGUCGGCAGAUUUAAGUAAGUCUUCCCCAACACCGAAUGGAAUACCAUCUUCAGACACAGCCAGCGAUGCCAUGGACCCCUUCCAUGCUUGCAGUAUUCUUAAGCAACUCAAAACAAUGUACGAUGAAGGACAGCUGACAGACAUUGUAGUGGAAGUGGAUCACGGGAAAACAUUUUCCUGUCAUAGAAACGUUCUUGCUGCAAUCAGCCCUUAUUUCAGAUCCAUGUUCACUAGCGGCCUUACAGAAAGCACUCAAAAAGAAGUUCGAAUUGUUGGUGUUGAAGCCGAGUCGAUGGAUUUAGUGUUGAACUAUGCCUAUACCUCCAGAGUUGUUCUGACAGAGGCCAAUGUUCAAGCCUUGUUCACUGCAGCUAGCAUCUUCCAGAUUCCCUCCAUCCAAGACCAGUGUGCCAAGUACAUGAUCAGUCAUUUGGACCCACAAAAUUCUAUUGGGGUCUUCAUCUUUGCUGAUCAUUACGGUCAUCAGGAACUUGGAGAUCGAUCUAAAGAAUACAUUCGUAAAAAGUUCUUGUGUGUCACCAAAGAACAGGAGUUUCUUCAGCUGACAAAAGACCAACUGAUAAGUAUCCUAGACAGUGAUGAUUUAAAUGUAGACCGGGAAGAGCAUGUUUAUGAGAGUAUUGUAAGGUGGUUUGAACAUGAACAGAAUGAAAGAGAAGUGCACCUUCCAGAAAUUUUUGCCAAAUGCAUACGUUUUCCUUUAAUGGAAGACACCUUUAUAGAGAAAAUUCCACCUCAGUUUGCACAGGCUAUCGCCAAAAGCUGUGUGGAAAAGGGACCAGCCAGUCCCAAUGGCUGUACACAGAGACUUGGAAUGACUGCAUCGGAAAUGAUCAUAUGUUUCGACGCAGCCCACAAACACUCAGGAAAGAAGCAAACAGUGCCUUGUCUAGAUAUAUUCACAGGAAGAGUGUUCAAACUAUGCAAACCACCAAAUGAUCUGAGAGAAGUUGGAAUCCUUGUAUCACCAGAUAAUGAUAUUUACAUUGCAGGAGGGUACAGGCCAAGCAGCAGUGAGGUAUCCAUUGACCAUAAGGCCGAAAAUGAUUUCUGGAUGUAUGACCAUUCCACCAAUAGGUGGCUUUCCAAACCGUCCUUGCUUCGAGCCAGAAUAGGCUGCAAACUGGUGUACUGCUGUAGUAAGAUGUAUGCAAUCGGAGGGCGUGUCUACGAAGGUGAUGGGAGAAACUCACUAAAAUCUGUGGAGUGCUAUGACAGCAGAGAGAACCGCUGGACUACUGUUUGCGCCAUGCCUGUUGCAAUGGAGUUCCAUAAUGCCGUGGAAUACAAAGAGAAGAUCUAUGUUUUACAGGGAGAGUUUUUCCUCUUCUAUGAGCCUCAGAAAGACUACUGGGGUUUCUUAACCCCCAUGACUGUGCCUAGAAUCCAGGGCUUAGCAGCUGUAUACAAGAACUCUAUCUACUACAUAGCUGGAACCUGUGGAAAUCAUCAGCGGAUGUUUACUGUAGAAGCCUAUGAUAUUGAGCUCAAUAAGUGGACUCGUAAGAAGGACUUUCCAUGUGAUGAGUCCAUAAACCCAUACCUUAAACUGGUACUUUUCCAGAAUAAGCUCCAUUUAUUUGUUCGAGCUACUCAAGUGACCGUUGAAGAACAUGUCUUCAGAACCAGCAGAAAAAAUUCCCUUUACCAGUAUGAUGAUAUCACUGACCAAUGGAUGAAAGUGUAUGAGACCCCAGAUCGCCUCUGGGACCUUGGCCGGCAUUUUGAAUGUGCUGUUGCUAAACUGUAUCCUCAGUGUCUUCAGAAAGUACUUUAA